UGAGAUUUCCUUUUCAUGCCAGACUGUCUCAGCACUCAGAUAUGUGGUCCGCUCCACACGAGCAUCUCUAAAGACCGGUGUCUGCUUCCAUCUGCUGGCUGGAGAACUGAACAUCACCAGGCCUUUACAGGUGAUCGAGCAGAGCAUCAGCAGUAGCUGAAAACGUCUCCAUCACGUUGCCCUUCAACCAUGGAUCAAAGUCAAAAUUUAACCAAAAAUGAGAAUAUCCCAUCUUCAGGAAAACAGAAAAACAAAUGUUGUGAUGGAUUCAAGAUGUUUUUGGUAGCUCUGUCACUCAGCUACAUUUGUAAGGCCUUAGGUGGGAUCAUUAUGAAAAGUUCCAUCACUCAAAUAGAAAGGAGAUUUGACAUUUCUUCUUCCAUGGCUGGUUUAAUUGAUGGAGGCUUUGAAAUGGGAAAUUUGCUUAUUAUUGUAUUUGUAAGUUACUUUGGCUCCAAAUUACACAGACCAAAGAUAAUUGGAAUUGGUUGUUUCGUUAUGGGAAUUGGAAGCAUUCUGACGGCGUUGCCACAUUUCUUCAUGGGAUAUUACAGGUACUCCACAAAAAGCCUGGCUAGUUCAUUAGAGAACUCAACCUUGACCUGCGCGGCCAACCAAACCUCAUUACUCCCUGGAGCAUCACUUGAGAUAGGGGAGAAAGAUUGUGAGAAGGAAUCCAAGUCAUUUAUGUGGAUCUAUGUGCUGAUGGGUAACAUGCUCCGUGGAAUAGGAGAAACUCCUAUAGUGCCGCUGGGAGUUUCUUAUAUUGACGAUUUUGCUAAAAAUGGACAAUCAUCUAUGUACUUAGGUACUUUGAGUUCCGUGGCGAUGAUUGGUCCGAUCCUCGGCUUUACCAUGUCAUCUCUGUUUGCGAAAAUAUACGUGGACGUCGGAUUCGUCGAUCUGAGCACUAUUCGAAUAACUCCUAAGGACUCUCGCUGGGUUGGUGCUUGGUGGCUUAGUUUCCUUGUGUCUGGACUAUUAUGUAUUAUUUCUUCCAUACCAUUCUUUUUUCUACCCAAAAAUCCAUAUAAACCAAAGAAGGAAAGAAAAGCUUCAACCUCUCUUCAAGUGUUCCAAACAAAUGAAGAAAAGGAUCAAAUAUCUAAUUUGACCAAGCAUGGGCAACAUGCUUCUGCUAUUCAUAUGACUGGUUUCCUACAGUCCGUGAAAAACAUCAUAACCAACCACCUCUAUGUCCUAUACUUGGUUUUGACAUUACUACAACUCAGCAACUAUAUUGGUUCCUUCACUUAUGUCUUCAAAUUUGUCGAGCAACAGUAUGGCCAGUCAGCAUUUGAAGCUAACUUCUUAUUGGGAGUCAUCACCCUACCUACCAUGGCAACUGGAAUGUUUUUAGGAGGAUAUAUCAUCAAAAAAUACAAAUUCAGCUUGGUUGGAAUUGGCAAAUAUGCAUUUUUUACUAGCUUCAUGUCCUUUGUUUCUCAGCUAUUAUAUUUUGCCCUGAUCUGUGAAAAUAAAUCAGUUGCUGGUCUAACCUUAACUUAUGAUGGAAUCAACCCAAUGAAACCUCAUACUGAGGUACCACUUUCCUACUGCAACUCAGACUGCAAUUGUGAUGGGAAGGAAUGGGAGCCAGUCUGUGGGGACAAUGGAAUAACUUACAUUUCACCUUGUCUAGCAGGGUGCAAAUAUUUGACCGGCAAUAAAGUGCCUAAUAAUACAGUCUUCUAUGAGUGUAGCUGUGUGGAGCCACCUGCUUCCAAGACGGGCAAUUACUCAGCCCGUUUGGGUGAAUGCCCAAGAGAUAAUGAUUGUAAAAAGAAACAUUACGUUUAUAUAAUUGUACAAGUCCUGAAUUCUUUUUCUAUUUCAAUGGGAAGUACCUCACUCAUCUUGCUGCUUGUGAAAAAUGUUCGACCGGAAUUAAAAUCGCUCGCAAUGGGUUUACACUCACUGGUUAUACGAACACUAGGCGGGAUUCUCACACCGAUCUAUUAUGGGGCUCUAAUUGACAAAACAUGUCUCAAGUGGUCUUUCACCAGCUGUGGGAAACGAGGGGCUUGUAGAAUAUAUAGUUCUGAACUAUUUGGAAAGACCUACUUGACCUUGAACACAUCUUUAAAGUUUUCCUCGCUUGUUUUAUAUAUUGUAUUUAUUUACGCCAUGAAGAGAAAAUACGAAGGGAAAAAUGCCAAGGCACUGGAAGAUGGGGGGAAAACAACAGAAGCAAACCUGGACUCUGUAAAUAAUAACGGGCGCUGUGUUUCUCCUGCUGGAGUAGAUAGUGAGACACACAUGUGAGGCUGAAGAGAGACUCUUGCUGCCGUGUUCCCCGACAGCACCGUAUGACGAACUCCUGGUCCUUCUUCUAAGAAAUCCCAAUUCUCCCCACGAUGGACAGUGAGUGAGUCUGCGAACUUACAAUGAAACAAACCACAAAUGAGAAGGAUUGGGAAGUUCUGGGAAUGGCGAGGGUCUGGUCAGGCAUCUGUCUGUGGUUAAGAUACUCUCCCUGCAAAUUUCAAGUGAGAAGGCUGGUUAGCAUCCACCAGCAGGAAAAGGACUGCUCUAAGUAAUCACGGCCUAAUAAAGCCGUUGACUACAAAGUGAAUGAAAGGGGACAAGGAGGAGAGAAACGGAGUGGCUGAUGUUGCUCAAGCCUGAAGCUUCGCCUGAAGGAAGAUUUUUAUGGCCCUUGUCCUCAGGUAUUUGUGUUAAUCUUGUUUCACAGACUUGUUAAAAUUGUGUUUAACAAUGCAUGUAGUUUAUUCCCCCUAUGCAAGUAAAAUAUUGAAAAAUCAGAGAGAUUGAAAAAUUACAAGCUGUGAUUAUCAGAAAGCAUACUAUAUCCAAUGUGCUUCUAACAGAUUCAUGGAAAUGGAUUUAAAAAAAAAAAAAAA
Molecule: messenger RNA, 2864 nt
Organism: Jaculus jaculus (lesser Egyptian jerboa)
Lineage: Eukaryota; Metazoa; Chordata; Mammalia; Rodentia; Dipodidae
Gene: Slco1b3
Product: solute carrier organic anion transporter family member 1B3
Exons: 15
Coding region: 190-2265 (691 amino acids)
Biological process (GO): transmembrane transport; sodium-independent organic anion transport
Cellular component (GO): membrane
Molecular function (GO): protein binding
Source: RefSeq, a predicted model, not a curated record